UCAGUCCACCAAAACAUUUCUGACUCAGAAAAACUGAUAUAUUUAGCAGAGGGGUUGAGUGGUUUUCAUUUUCUGCAUCCGGGUCCCUCUCUGUUCUUUGUCUUUAUUUCUCUCCUUACCCUAUAUACGUAUAUGACUAUCUCUCCAUUUGCAUUUAACGACAAGGUAGACUGCUGCUGCUGACUGGUAUUUCACCAUUUUAUUAGCUUAUAAAGCUAUCAGACAACACUCCCUCUCUCGUACCAUUCCGCUUUCCCCCCAUCUAUAACCUCUUUUUUUCAAACCUUAUAUUAUUAGUAUAACCUUCUCUCUUUCACUCUAGGUCUACUCUUUUGCUUGUUACAUCACUGUUGAUCUCUGCAAUAUAUUCUCAACAUUUGCAAUUGAAGUUGGGUUUUGGAAGUUGAAGCAUUUGGUAUUUUUGGAUUUAAAGAAAAAUGAUGCACAGGUGCAGUAGCUCUCACGGAAACAUGGUGGGACCAUGUUCAUGUGGGCUGUUUCAUAGCCAGAGCAACUCCUUCUCGAUGUUAUUUUCCAUGCCUAACCACAAAUCAUUCGAUGAAACAGACAUGUAUCCUUUCCCGACGUCGCCUCCUUCUUCUUCAGUCGAUUGCACUCUCUCUCUUGGAACUCCAUCCACUCGUCUCACCGAAGACGACGACCGCCCAGUCCGCCAUGACCGCCGAGUCCCUAACUUCUGCUGGGACUUGUUACAGUCGCCUUACCAGCAGCACACACAGAAGCCCAGCCGUGGUAGCAAUGGCAAUAGUAAUGCUCCGGCGGCGAACGAUCCUCUCCUUGCCCGCCGUUGCGCUAACUGCGACACCACAUCCACGCCUCUCUGGAGAAAUGGACCCAGGGGACCAAAGUCGCUUUGCAAUGCCUGUGGAAUUCGGUUUAAGAAGGAAGAGCGAAGAGCGACGGCCGCAAACGCAAACAAUGGCGGUGCAACUGCAUCAGGAAUUAUAAUGGACCAGCACCACGCCUACUACGGUUAUCAAGCACAGACCCAGAGAAUGCCGUACUUCUCUCCGGCGAAUGAAUUCCGCUUCAUAGAAGACAACGACCAGGAUUCGGAUGCCGGCAUUUCCUUCCAUUCCUGGAGACUCAACGUCACAGACAGGCCCACAAGUCUCGUUCAUGACUUUACAAGAUGAACGUAUCACAAUGAUGAUGUUGAAGAUGAUGAUGAUGGUGAUGGUUUAAUUAAAUAUCAUGAUAUAUCAAUGUGGUCUCCUCUAAAUUAAUUCUUUUUUCCCCUUUUUUGUUGUUUCCUUUUUCUCCAUCUCCCAUAGAUGGAGUAAGAACCAGGAUAACUAUGUUCUUCAAUUCGCUGCUUUUUUCUUUUUCUUUUUAAUUUUAUUUUAUUUUAAGUUUUAUAAUUAUAAUAUAAAACCUUUUGAGAU
Molecule: messenger RNA, 1406 nt
Organism: Rubroshorea leprosula
Lineage: Eukaryota; Viridiplantae; Streptophyta; Magnoliopsida; Malvales; Dipterocarpaceae
Source: the annotation of a GenBank genome assembly